GUUGCCAAAAAUAAGUUGCCUGUCUCUUGGAAUCAGGGUCUGCGUAUCGGCGGAAAAUCUGAUUCAGUGGAUGAGUUGAGUGACAAUCUCUACAAUCAUAUCGAUAUGAUUACAGACGAUGAGAGACGGUUCCCGAAGAAUAUGAUAAUUAGGGGCCGCCUUACACUAAUGCAUAGAGAUAGCGGUGAGCACCGCAUCUCUCUCUCGAUCCCUACCUUCAGAGUACUGGAGGCCUCGAAUGAAUACUGUUGUAAUAAUACUCUUAAGUGUAUAAUCAUAACAUUUCAUUGUAGAUUCAAAUUUAGCGCUGAAUUCUAUAUUGAUUCCAUAUAUAAAACAAAUAUGUCACCCCGGGAGUUCAACGGAUGUCCGAUGUCGAGCGGAAAACUAAAAAAUGUGGGCAAAUUUGACGCUAACUUCUUUACGGUCAACGAUUGGGAGGCAGACUAUAUGGACGCUCAGAUCAGGGCUGCGCUCGAGACAGCAUACGAGGCCAUCGUUGAUUCCGGCACAGUCCCGGAAUCAUUGAGUGGUACAAACACUGGGGUAUUCAUCGGAAUUUGUUGGGAGGAACAAUUGCUUGCAUAUCGAGACUACAUACAACUGCCAUCGUAUAAAAAUUUGGUGUCCCAAAAAGUGGCAAAUAAAUUCAAUUUGAAGGGACCGACCUUUUCAGCGGACAGCGCUUGCAGUUCCAGUUUUGUGGCCCUAAACGAAGCCUAUCUGGCUAUCAAAUACGGCCGAUGCGACGCCGCCCUCUGCAUUGGUGUCAACAUAUUGUUUAAUCCCAAUAUUCAAUAUCGUUUUUUCAAAUUUAAUAUGAUAUCACCGGACAGUAAGUGCAUGUGUAUGGACGAGAGGGCCAACGGCUACGCAAAAGGUGAAGCAGUGGUCACUGUAUUAGUGCAGCGCAGGUCAAGAGCCAAACGAGUGUACGCAACAAUAGUUAACAUAGUAUCAAAUAAUGAUGGCUAUAAAGUUGAGGGUAUAACGUAUCCAAGUUGGCACAGACAAAGUACAGUCAUCGCCAAGACGUACGCCCAGUGCAAUGUAAAUCUGGCCGAAGUUGACUACGUGGAGGCCCAUUGCACUGGCACUAAAGCCGGCGAUCCCGUUGAGAUAAAAGCAAUUUACCAUGCUAUGGCUUUCACAAACAAACGAGAAAAGCCUUUACUGAUUGGGGCCUUAAAGUCCAACAUCGGUCACACGGAGGCGGCGUCGGGUCUUUGCGCCGUUACUAAAGUAAUCCUCGCCUUUGAGAACGAAUUAAUCCCAGCGAACCUACACUUCAAUAAAGCCAACCCAGCGAUCGAGUCCUUAAUCGAAGGUCACAUUCAGCCCAUUAACGAGAAUACCGUGUUUUCAGGCGAUUUGGUCGGACUAAACAAUUUUGGGUUCGGUGGCUCUAACACACACCUCAUACUACGGUCGCCUAAGAUUAAGGCACAGGUAGACAAUGACCAGAUAAUUGACAGGUAUCAACGUUUAGUACAGAUGUGCGGACGCAGUCAAGGGGCUGUCGAAUACUUCUUUGACAAACUGUUUGCAAGGCCUUCAAAAAUCAAUAAAGAUUUACUGCAUUUGAUCAAUGAAUUGUCAAAGAGUUCGCCCUAUGAGACGGGCACCGGGUGUCGGCCCAUGAGAUAUCGUGGUUUUACGCUAAUUAGCGUUAACUCCAGUGUCCAUCCCGGACUAUCUUCCACACCUAUUCAGAUUAACAAAGUGGCCAAAACGAGCCGACAAUUGUGUUUUUUGUUUUCAGGAAUUGGGUCUCAAUUUCUAACGAUUGACAAACAACUGAUGAAUUUUGAUGUUAUCUCAGAUUCUAUACACAAAUCAGCAAUUGUAUUGCGAGACAAAGGGGUGGAUCUGUUGACUAAACCAAAUGUUGAUUCAAACAAUUGGGUGUUGCAUACAAUACUUUCUGCGGUCGCCAUUCAGAUGGCUCUGACAGAUCAGUUACGGCAUUUGGAUCUUGAGACCGACCGUAUUGUUGGCUACUCUUUCGGUGAGAUUGUGUGCGCGUAUGCGGACGGCUGUCUCACUGCCCAGGAAACUCUUUUGGUGGCCUAUUAUUGCGGGAAAUUGAUUAAUGAAAUGGCAAUCAAAAAAGGUCUAUAUAACAAAUUCAACCAACCAAACACCGAUUAUAUUGGCCAUAGUUUGAAUCAGUAUUGCAAUGAAGUGCUGACCAUUGGUAUGGGCAAAAACUUUGACAUCGAGAUAUUGGUUCAGACGUUAGAUUCGGUGAUCGGAUUCGAUCAAAUGGACGACAAUUGCGAUUCCUUAUUGUUGACCGUUGGGGGUCCGGUAUCGACGGGCACUCGAAUGCUGUCCCCAUUCAUCCAAUGGGAUCACACAAAAUCCUACCGUGAAAUCAAAUUUCCUGAUUAUUUUAAUUUCUUUAAAAAUCGAUCGGACGAGUCCUAUACGAUUGACUUUAUGGACGUGAAUAACCAAUACAUUCUUGAUCACUGUAUUGAUGGCAAAAUCAUAUUCCCGGGCACCGGGUAUCUGAUGCUUGCGUGGCGAUUAUUGGCUUUACACAAAAAAAUUUCGUUUAAAGAAUUUCCAGUGGAGUUCCGUAACGUACAGCUACUACGGGUCACACCCGUGACGGCCGACAGGAAAGUAACAUUUGCUGUGAAUUUGGACAGAAGUACCGGACGUUUUCAUAUAAUCGAAAGUGGAUCAAUUGUGGUGAGCGGUACUGUACGCGAGAUUACAAGCGAUAAACCGCUGCAAUACAUGUCUGUAUUGAAUGAAAUACAAUCGAUUGCCGACACUAGUAAUGAAACGCCUAUUUGUUUGCAAAGAAAAGAUGUGUACAAAAUGUUGAGGAUUCGGGGUUAUAAUUACGGCCCGAGUUUCUGCUGCAUAACUGACGCCCACAAGAUUCAAGACACAUAUUUGUCGGCCGGUAUUGAGUGGCGCAAGAAUUGGGUCACUUUUUGCGAUUGUUUGUUACAGACAUGUAAUCUCAUUACGCAAUCAAAGCAAUUGUUGGUUCCGGUGGCCAUCGAAGAGCUCCGAUGCGAUCCAAAACAAUUGUUUAGCACAACGGGUUUCGAAAGGCGGACCGUAAUUGAUCCACACCUGAAUAUAGUGGUGACGGCGGGACUAGAGAUCCGUGGGGUGCGGGUCAGUCCUCUCCACAGGAAUGUCAAGUCACAAAAGCCAACUCACAUGAGUUAUAAGUUCUUCGCGUUUGACGAGUACUUCAAAUCUGGAUUGGAUAACAACAUGACGUGUUCCUCAUAUGAUGAGCCAAACUUCCUUCGCUCUCAAUUCACAAUAUUUACCGAAAAUCGCAGUGAAUUUAGUGGUAAUCGCGUGAAUAUUCUGGAAAUAUUCUUCAAAUUUACCAACGAUUACAGUCAUUGGUUAAACAGAUUUCAACGAGACUUCAGUGGCAUCGGCGACAAACCAGUGGAUCAAAAUAUAUGGUUAGUGGCCAACGGGUCGGCUGAGGGUCUGUUGGGAUUCAUGAAAUGCAUACAAAAAGAACCGAAUGGACAUCGCGUCCGAUGUCUGCAGAUAAUGGACACAAAUAACGACACUCGAAAGCCAGUGGUAUUGGACAAAACAAACGCCGUAUUACACGAUGGUAAAGUCGGUCAUUACGUACUUAAUGAGCUGCCUGGGGAGCGCAAGACUGUGGACAGUAAACACUGUUUUCUCAAUCUGCAAAACAGAGGCGACUUGUCGUCGUUUCAAUGGUUUGAAUGUCAACACAAGUAUUGGCCGCUAAACCAAAAAAUUGGCGAAAAGUUGGUUCACAUCUACUAUUCGGCCCUCAAUUUUAAAGACAUAAUGUUAGCCACGGGUCGACUUCAAUUGAAAGCGCCGGACGGAGAGAAUGAAUGCCUGAUUGGAUCAGAAUUUGCGGGACGGGAUGAGAACAUGAAUCGAGUGAUGGGAAUGAUAUUAUCGAAAGCAUUGGCCACCACGUGUCUGGUCAAAGACAUACAUUUUUUAUGGCCGAUUCCCGAUUACUGGUCGAUGGAAGAGGCGGCUACUGUUCCCUGCGUUUUCGGCACAGCAUAUUAUGCGCUCAUAAUUAGGGGUAAAUUACGGUCAAAUGAAACAGUAUUGAUCCAUUCGGGUAGCGGUGGUGUGGGUCAGGCGGCCAUCAGAAUAUGCCUGAGUCUGAACUGUCGUCUAUUGAUAACCGUUGGCUCUGACGCCAAACGCAAGUUUCUUCAGGAGUUAUUCCCGACGUUAGGCGACGAGCAGAGGAUAUUAGAACUAAUAAACGAGGGCAUCGGCUCCGGUGUUGUGCAGCCCCUGAACCGUACGAUUUAUGACCACAACCGGUGUGAAGAAGCUUUUCGUUUUAUGGCCAGCGGUCGACACGUCGGCAAAGUUAUCGUCAAAAUCCGAGACGAAGAACUUUUCAAACAGAUCCUACACUUCAAUGCCAUCAAAAUGCCAGCCAUUCCUCGAACGACAUAUAUUAUUACCGGUGGUUUGGGAGGAAUGGGUUUAGAGAUCAUUGAUUGGAUGGUCAAUAGGGGAGCGCAGAGAUUUGUGGUCACCUCGAGAUCUGGUCCUAAACAGCCGUAUCAAUACUUGCAACUUAAAUAUUUUAAAGAUACUGGCAUUGAGAUAGUUGUGUGGACUCAACCGCUUGGUUCCGAAAAUGAUACAAAAGAUCUGUUCGUUGAGGCCAUGAAAUUGGGUCCAAUCGGCGGUAUAUUUCACUUAUCGCUAAUUAUAAGUGACGGCCUUUUAGAGAAUCAGUCAAUCGACUCGUUUAACAAAGUGUUUGAAUCAAAAUCUAAACCAUUGGAACAUUUGGAUCAGUUGUCGCGACAAAUGUGUCCAGUAUUAGAUCACUUUGUGGUGUUUUCAUCGGCGGUCACAUGGCUUGGAAGCGCCGGUCAAAGUAAUUACGGUUUCACUAACGCUGUAAUGGAGAGACUGUGCGAACAGAGAGAACGCGAGGGUUUGCCGGCUCUGGCCAUCCAAUGGGGUCUAGUCGGUGACGUCGGUUAUGUGGCCGACAACAUCACAACCGAUGAUUAUACAAUUGGCGUCACGCGAUCGCAGCGCAUGUACUCAUGCCUACAGACGUUGGAUCAAUUGCUUGAGUCCGAUGUCACCAUCUGUACCAGUGUUGUUAUCAGUGAUAAGAUAACAAGGAUAUCUGAUUUGUUGGCCAAUUGUAAAGAUCUGUUGGCAGCAGUGUCUCGCAUAUUAGGCCACAAAGAUUUAGAAAAGUUCGACGCAAAGACCAGUUUAUCAGAACUGGGAAUGGAUUCACUGCUAAGCGUUGAGACAAAACAAGUGAUCGAAAGGGACUUCGGGUUAGUUUUGUCCACUCAGGAGAUCCAGAACUUGACAAUUGAACGCAUUCGACAAAUCGGCUCACAGACUAAGGCUGCGGUCACUCGUCGCUCGACGGACACCGACCACAACAUAACCGAUACGUCUGUCGUGUUGGUCGACAACCGCGUGUUUCACAUACCAAUAGAACGAGUCGUUUAUCUUAACGCUAUAAAAGAGGGCCGAAAAGUGUUUUACUUACCGCCGACUGACGGCACUUACCAUUUGUUUAUUCCGGUGGCCACUCGUAUGACACGACCGGUCAUUGGACUCAAUUGGACCGAAGAGUGUUUGUACUUCGGAUCGAUCGCUGAUACGGCGCAACACUUUAUAAACGUAAUUCAUAGCGAGUUUGUCAAUCAAUUGGACGACGGAUUUGAUUUGUGUGGCUAUUCAUAUGGCGUGUUUGUGGCCUACGAUAUGUGUCUGGCAUUACAACGGGCGGCCAUUAGUGGUUUGGUGUUACCGCUUCCACCACCAAAGCUCAUAGCGUUAGACAUGUGUCCGGUACAGACUCGCAAAGAUGUGGUGGUGUCUUUGGCCGAUACACAACAUAUAUUCAACGGCGACGAGAAGUUGGGUUUAUUGGCUUCGUUUCUGAUGGACAAGAUAUCGAUUCAAUCGCAAGAAUUGAUCGAAACGGUGACGGGUGUGGAGCGCAGCCAAUGGGAUCGAGUAGUGGCCGAGUUGUUGAUUCAGCGCAUCGGCGACCCGUGUUUGGCACUAAAUGAGGUGAUGUUUGCCGUGAAGUCACACGUCCACAAAAUGCAACACAUGAUUCACUAUUCCAUCGGUGGUCACGAUAUGGACGGACACCGACUCAAAGGGGAUGUAUUACUGAUACGGGCUGACCAACACAUUGUUGGCAAUGUUGCUGCUAAAAGUGAGUUCAGGCAUACCGUACAACACGACUACGGUUUCGGUGAGAUAAUUAGCGGCAAAUGUAUUGUUUACAAACUGGAUGGCAAUCACACAAAGUUUAUGGCCAAUUGUCCGUACCAAAUUUCUAAAUAUAUCGCUGAUUAUCUUAAAUCAGAUAAUCAU
Medioppia subpectinata is the source of this 6372-nucleotide messenger RNA. The record is from the annotation of a GenBank genome assembly. Lineage: Eukaryota; Metazoa; Arthropoda; Arachnida; Sarcoptiformes; Oppiidae.